AUGACGUCUCCGCCCGUGUCUCCUCCUUUUCCGAUGGACAUCAUAGAGCGACCUAAGCCAGUGAAGCAAACUUUUUGCCUGAAGAUACUCACGUCGACAUCUUCGCAGAUGCCUUCAAAAAAGGCCUUGCUGGCUGGCUUUAAGACGGCAGCAGAAGCCAGUGUAUAUUACCUGACGUUUUUCCUUUGCGCUCUGCCGACAGCGCGGUGUGCGAAAACGAAGCCACACAUAGUGUUUUUCCUUGCAGAUGACGUGGGAUGGGGCGACGUCAGCUUCCACGGCUCGUCUCAGAUACCGACGCCCAACUUGGACGCUCUGGCUGCAGACGGUAUCGUACUGAACAACUACUAUGUUCAGUCUUACUGCACGCCAUCGAGGGCUGCCCUUCUGACGGGACUGUACCCAAUACGCACAGGCAUGCAGGGUGUGCCGAUUGAUAUACCUCAGCCAUGGGGUCUGCCGACGGACGUGCGUAUUCUGCCCCAAUACCUUAAAGAAUUCGGCUACGAGACCCACUUGGUAGGAAAGUGGCACCUAGGAUCUUACAAGGACAGCCUUACGCCAACAUGCCGAGGCUUUGACAGUUUUUACGGCUUCUACUAUGGAGAGGAAGACUACUACACUCACACCCUCAGCUAUGAAAACCACACAGGUCUCGAUUUCUGGCUGAACAAGGAACCCGUGUGGUCAGACAAUGGAACCUAUUCUACGUCACUGUACACGAAGAGGGUACAGUCCAUCAUCAAAAACAGGAAAAAGUCCAAGCCACUGUUGCUCGUGGUGUCUUACCAGGCCGCACACUCCACAGUAGACCCAGAUCACCUGCAAGCGCCGGAGGAAAAUAUCGCCAAGUUCCCCUACAUAGGAGAGAAGAACAGAACGUUCUAUGCUGGGGCCAUGGCCCUCAGCAGAUAG
Dermacentor silvarum is the source of this 915-nucleotide messenger RNA. RefSeq names its product arylsulfatase B-like. The record is from RefSeq and is a predicted model, not a curated record. NCBI's taxonomy places the organism in Eukaryota, Metazoa, Arthropoda, Arachnida, Ixodida, Ixodidae. The coding region runs from base 1 to 915 and encodes 304 amino acids. The transcript has 8 exons.